This is a messenger RNA of Camellia sinensis, 1176 nucleotides long. The record is from RefSeq and is a predicted model, not a curated record. Lineage: Eukaryota; Viridiplantae; Streptophyta; Magnoliopsida; Ericales; Theaceae.
AUGUCUAUUGGAAUCUCUCCAAAUAAAAGUCAAGAGCCAACUCCGACAAGUUCAUCCAGUUCCUCUAUAGCGUCACCAAGUUCACCAAGGAGAGACUCUCCGUCCACUCUUGAAGAGUCUUCGGAUGAAACGCCACCCAGAAAGUUUAAAUCCUUAAGGGACAUUUAUGAGUCUUGCCAAUUUGCUCUUACUGUUUCAAAUCCUAUAACUUAUGGAGAAGCAGCUGCAAAAGAAGAAUGGCAAAGAGCAAUGAUUGAAGAAUUGACAGCAAUUGAAAAGACCAGAACAUGGGAGAUGAUGGACUUGCCGGAAGGCAAAAAUGCAAUUGGUUUGAAGUGGGUAUUUAAGACAAAAUUUGGUGCAGAUGGAAAUAUACAAAAGCACAAAGCUCAGCUUGUGGCGAAGGGAUAUGCACAGCAACAUGCAUUUCUAAAUGGAGUUCUACAAGAGGAAGUUUAUGUAACUCAACCCGAAGGUUUCAUGAUUGAAGGCAAAGAGACAAAGCAAAAUGGAUUCUUAGGAAGUAAAAAUGAGCCCACUCUCUACGUGAGGAAGGAAGGUAAAAAUGAUUUCAUCAUUAUUUGUCUUUAUGUUGAUGAUAUCAUUUAUACAAGCUCCUCUAGUUCUCUUACGGCUGAGUUUAAAUCACGUAUGAUGCAUGAGUUUGAAAUGUCUGAUAUGGGUUUGCUGCAUUAUUUUCUUGGCCUUGAGGUCCAACAAGCAGAAGGUGGGAUUUUUAUUUCCCAAAGAAAAUAUGCCAAGGAUCUUCUUAAUAAAUUUGGCAUGCUUAAUUGUAAACCAGCAACUACACCCAUGAAUAUCAAUGAAAAAUUACAGUGUGAAGAUAGGGCAGAAAUGGCUGAUGCCAGAUUCAAAAGCUUGGUUGGUGGUUUAAUUUAUCUGACCUACACUCGACCCGAUAUUGCAUUUUUUGUUGGUAUGAUUUCCAGGUUUAUGCAACACCCUUCAAAGCUUCAUUUUGGAGCAGCGAAGUGGGUCUUGUGUUACAUCGCUGGAACUAUGGAUUAUGAGAUUUGGUACUCAAAAGUUUUCAAUUUCAAAUUAUGUGGGUUCACGAACAACGAUUGGGCAAGUUCGUUGAAUGAUAGGCGGAGUAUUUCAGCAAAUGUUUUUACUCUUGGAUCAGGAGUAAUCACUUGGAGCUCAAAGAAGUAA